AUGCUCGCUGACGAACUUGCUCGAGCUCAAGCCCGUGCUGCUAUACAAGCAGAAGAAAGAAACGUUCGUCACGAAAACCGUUCUCGUCUUCAACCUACAUUACAUCACACAUCUUCUACUACUCACUACGAUACUUUGUCUUCCAUUGCUCGUAUGGAAGACCAUCAAUACAGUCAAAUUAUCAAUAGUAUUCCAACUUUCUCGGGAACUCCGCAUGAAAACAUAAAUGACUGGUUGGACAUUGUGUCUUUGAAAUUCGAUAUUAUUGGCUAUGCUUCUCGACGAAAACGUCGUUUUAUACCACAAUAUUUAGCUGGUAAGGCUUUAAAAUGGCAUCUUGUACAUCGCAAUGAACUUUCAUCUUGGGAUGACUACGUCGCUGCAAUUACAUCUGCUUUCCCCCGUCUCAUCACUACUUCUCGAGACAUGCAACUGAAACUAUUACGCGAUCGAAAACAAGGUGAUGCUGAACGAUUUAUCGAUUAUUAUACUUCUAUUAUUGAUCUUUGUCGUAAACAUGCUGUCGACAUGACCGAUAUUCAGAUUAUCGAUUGGUUGAAAGCCGGUAUGAAAAUUCAAUUAUAUGAAAAACUACAAGGUGAAGAAUUUGAUACACCACAAGCUCUACUUCUUCGAGCUCAACGUGUUGAACUUGAUAACGCUGUUCUUGAUGCUUGA
Rotaria sp. Silwood2 is the source of this 678-nucleotide messenger RNA. The record is from the annotation of a GenBank genome assembly. Lineage: Eukaryota; Metazoa; Rotifera; Eurotatoria; Philodinida; Philodinidae.